UCAAUUCAGACCAUAAAUCGUCAAUUUUUAACACCAAUUCUUCACAAAAUCCAAAAAAAAAUACAACAUAUUUACAGUAAAAUUGAAAAAAAAAACAAAAAUUAAUUUUGAAAAAUGCUUUCGCUACCAAAACUGUUUGUUCGCCGAUCCUGUGUACUGCGCAGCUGUCUGGCCGCAACCUCCCAUUUGCCUUACAGCAACAACUUUUUCAAAAUGAAUUUCAAGCCGCUAAUCAAUCGGGACAAACAGCGCAAAAAUGUUGCGUCAAUAAAGGAGUUGAUCCAGGACGAAGAAAAGCCACAUGAAUUAUCGCCGCAAGCGACGCCGCCAUCGAAUAAUCAGCAACAACAUCAGGAGGUCAGUGCCAGCAAGGACCGAAUGCCAUCUGUGCCAAAGCAAAAGCUUCCACCACCACCACAAAUAGAGCAGAAAAGGCGAAUGUUACCCGCCCCCCAAGUCAACCAGAAUCGUGGUUCCAAAUCAAUGGCUAGGGGAGCACCUGCUGAACGACCAAAUAUCUCCAAUCAGCGCGAUAAAUGGGUAGCUCGAGUCUCGCCUGAGAUGCAGCGCAAAUUGAAGGCGGCUGGACAGAAUCCUGUGCCACAAGUCAUGCCUUCGAAUCAGAGUCAACAUUCGGACUCUAACCCAUUGUCGGCAAAUAACCAAUUCUUUGGUGCCUCACAGACCAAUCAAGAGGGCUGGCAAAAACCGAAAAUGGAUGACGAGGAUAAGCAAAUUGAAAUCAAGGGUGCCUCCACGGAAAAAGACCGCAAGUCCUGGCUUAAUCGCAUGAAGGGUACUCAGCAGAAAAAACAAUCAGAAUGGCUCAAGGAGAUGCAAUUAAAGCAAGAAGCGGGUCGUCAGUUGCAUCAGCAGAGAGUCCAACAGCUGCAGAAGCAAACACCGCCCAUGUCGGGUACUCAACAUUCGCCACAAAUGGCCGCUGCCAACCAAACAGCUACAUCAACGCAGGCGCCCUCUGAGCCUGCACCCCCCAAGAGUCCUGAGCGUCAGGCCUACUUGGCAGCGGUGAAGGAAUUGAAUUCCUAUCAAAUGCACGAUCCGGCACCUGGCCGUGCUCAAACGAAAAUAAAGGCACAGUCCAGUCCCGUUAUACAAGAAACCAUAGCCUGCUUGGAGAAAACAGGACUAGGCGUUAAGGAUCUGGAGCGCAUACCAGUCAUCCAGGUAGCUGGAAGCAAGGGCCGUGGCUCCACCUGCGCCAUUGUAGAGUCCAUUCUGCGAGCUCAUGGCGUCAAGACAGGUGUACUCUGCUCCCCACAUAUGUUUCUUACCAGCGAGCGGAUCCGCAUUGAUGGCGAGCCGCUAUCUGAUGUCCAGUUCAGCGAGCUUUUCUGGAAGCUGAACCAUAUGUUACGAGAUGGCGCUGGACCUGGCAACAUUUCGCCUCCAGCUGCCUACAGUAAGCUGCUCACAAUAAUGGCCUUCCAUGCCUUUCAAGAGGCCAAUGUGGAAGUGGCAAUCAUAGAGGUGGGCAGCGGUGGUGCUAACGAUUGUACAAAUAUUACCGAGCAUGCACGCACUAUUGGCAUCAGUACGUUGGGCUGGGAGCAGAGCUUCGAUCUAAGUAGCUCCAUGCGGGACAUUGCCUGGAAUAAGGCGGCCAUAAUGAAGCCGAAGGCAAACAUCUUCAUCAACGUAACCCAGCCGGAAUGCUGUGAAGUGUUGACUCAGAGAGCCAAGCAAUUGGGUGCCGAUUUGCACCGUGUACCCAACUUUCAAUCAUAUAUUGAUGGUAAUAUGGCCAACAAGGCAUUGCUAACUAAAGCCCACCAUAGCAUGCGGCUCAAUGGGUCGUUGGCCAUUCAAUUGGCAUAUGAUUAUCUGCGGACCUACAAGCCGCAGUAUGUAGUCGGCUUUGAUGCAAACACCAUCCAGCUAACUCAGGCAGCCGCUCGCGGCAUCGAAACAUUCCACCAGCCAGGACAUUUUCAGUUUAUCAAGCACGAUAUGUUCCAUGUGUAUCUGGACAGUGCCGACUCGCUGGAGAGCAUGAUGGCCUGUCGCGAAUGGUUCUACACAAAAACCCGAAGCAAUCGCACCCCAAAGAUUUUACUCUUCAAUAAGGUCACAGAGUUUAAUGCCAAGGAUCUGCUUACUGUCCUCCGCCACAAUCUGCGCUUUGAAGAGGCCUGUUUUGUACCCAGUCCCAAUUACUUCGAGGGCGAAAAUUUGGAAGAGGACGAUUCCUCAUCAAUGGUCUGGCACGGCAUGGAGGAAUUACAGCGCGCCAAGCGCAAUGCCAGCAACUGGCGUGCUCUGUGCGAAGAGAGCGGUCGUAAGGACAACUCACAGUUAUCGAUAUCGAUUGGCGCCUUCUUCGAAUAUCUACAGAAUAAGUAUGGCAAGCAAAAGUACGGCAUGCGCAGCGAUCUGGACGUACUGGUGACCGGCUCCAGGAAACUUGUGGCUGCCACCAUCACCACUUUGGAUAAAAUGAAACGAGAGUCGGGCUUUUAGAAAUCCAGCUUAUAUGGCCAAUCAGAACUUAUGUCUACAGCUUGUGUUUAAGUUUUGAAUCUGAAAUUUUCUGGUGUAUUUUCGAUUCUUGUUGUGCAAUAAAAGCUCCAGUUUCAGCUGGCCACAGGGCAAGCUCAGUUCCAAAACAUC
This is a messenger RNA of Scaptodrosophila lebanonensis, 2631 nucleotides long. It is a transcript of the gene Fpgs2, whose product is annotated as folylpolyglutamate synthase, mitochondrial. The coding region runs from base 115 to 2481 and encodes 788 amino acids. The record is from RefSeq and is a predicted model, not a curated record. Gene Ontology annotation, molecular function: ATP binding; tetrahydrofolylpolyglutamate synthase activity. Gene Ontology annotation, cellular component: cytoplasm; cytosol; mitochondrion. NCBI's taxonomy places the organism in Eukaryota, Metazoa, Arthropoda, Insecta, Diptera, Drosophilidae. The transcript has a single exon. Gene Ontology annotation, biological process: tetrahydrofolylpolyglutamate biosynthetic process.